Molecule: messenger RNA, 2170 nt
Organism: Saccostrea cuccullata (small rock oyster)
Lineage: Eukaryota; Metazoa; Mollusca; Bivalvia; Ostreida; Ostreidae
Product: heat shock 70 kDa protein 12A-like
Exons: 5
Coding region: 74-1825 (583 amino acids)
Molecular function (GO): ATP binding; ATP-dependent protein folding chaperone
Source: RefSeq, a predicted model, not a curated record
GUAACUCUUUACAGGCAACUGCGUGUGGACAUGACAGAAAUUAUUGUCCGGACUUUGCUACUUUGAGUUAGAAAUGGAUGCUAGUGUUAAAAAAAUUCCCAGUAAAAGUGGGAAGCUUUUUGUUGCCGCGAUUGACUUUGGGACCACUUAUUCUGGAUACGCCUUUUCUUUAAAACAUGACUGGACAAAAGUAUUAACAAAUGUGUGGUCAGGGGGAUCUCUUGUUUCUAACAAGGCUCCCACGUCCUUGCUGCUGAAGAACGAUUACUCAGAAGUUUUGUUCGGGUAUGAAGCAGAAGACAGAUAUUCGGAAUUAUCAUCAGAAAACAAGCAUCAAGACUUUUAUUUUUUCCAAAGGUUUAAAAUGAUUCUACAUGAAGAUAUUUCUGUUAGACGACAUAUUUUGUGUGAGGAUAUGAGCGGCAAAACACUUGAGGCUGGUGUCGUCUUUUUGCACUGCAUCAAAUACCUGAAGACAUACCUUCAAGAAGAAAUACAGAAAAGGUUUUUGAAUACAAAAGAGGAGGACAUAGAGUAUGUGUUGACUGUCCCAGCCAUUUGGGGGGACAAAGCAAAGAUGUUUAUGAGGGAAGCUGCAACUAAGGCAGGAAUAAAGAAGGAGGAUUUAACCAUAGCAUUGGAGCCAGAGGCAGCAUCUAUAUACUGUCAAUAUUUACAAAUGGCCCAGCAGGACCCAUCCUCGGAAUCAUUGGGCGUUGUCAAACCGGGUACAAAGUAUAUGGUCGUUGAUCUUGGAGGUGGCACUGCAGAUAUAACAGUGCAUCAGAAAUGCGAAGACAAUACAUUGGAAGAAGUUCUUCCGGCAAGUGGGGGCCCAUGGGGUGGGAAGUCUGUGGAUGAUCAGUUUAUGAAAUUCUUAUCAGAAUUAAUGGGUGAAAGUGUUAUGGCUGACUUGAAGAAAAAACAUAUGGAAGAUCAUCUUGAAAUUUUGAGAACUUUUGAAACAAAGAAAAGGACUAUUAAACCUAACAAGGAAGGAGUCACAAAUAUGGUUAUUCCACAUGUACUUUUUGAACUAUGCAAGAAAUAUCACGGUGUUAAAGACUUCAAGGAAGUCAUUGAAAGGAAUGAAUUGCACAGAAAUAAUGUUAAAUUUGGACAGGGAAAGCUUAAAUGGGAAAACAAAUUUUUUAGAGGAUUUUUCAAGAAAACCAUCGAUAGCAUUGUAAAACAUAUGGACGAAUUGUUCCAAGAAGAUGCAAUACAAAAUGUUGACAUCAUUAUUAUGGUUGGAGGCUUUUCUGAGUGUCUGCUCGUUCAGGAUGCCAUCAGAAAGAAUUUUGACAAAAAAAGUAUCAUUGUUCCAGAAGAUGCAGGAUUGGCUGUUGUCAAGGGUGCUGUGUAUUUUGGUCACGUUCCCGACGCCAUCUCGCGAAGGUCAGCACGGUAUACGUACGGAAUCCAGACAUGGCCAGAAUUUAGACCAGGGUUUCAUCUGGAAACUAAGAAGGUUAACGUUCGUGGAUCCUUGCGUUGUCGAGAUGUAUUCUUCAAGGUCAUCACUAAAGGUGAAAAGAUCAUGCCGGGUUACAUGAAAUCCCAGAUCUUUCAAGCUCUGAAUAGCCAGGAAAAGUGUCUUGAGUGUGGCGUAUUCAUAUCUGACCAGAAGAAUCCAACUUACGUUGACGAAGACGGUUGCAGGUUGCUUGGGGUUCUACAAGUUCCAUUAUCGGCUGAUGGCAAGCAGACAACGUGUGAAAUCGAGGAAUCUUUAAUUUUUGGAGAAACUGAGCUCAGAUUUAAAGCAAAGGAUGUUUAUACCGGUGUACAACGUGAGGUCAUUUUUGAUCUCCUUAAAGACUGAUCAGUGAUACCGGGGUAUUAAAUUAUACCCGGUACUUAUACCUAGUGUUUCUUUCUGUGAUAGCAACUUAUAUAUUAUAAUCUAAUUUUUAUAGUCCAUGGAAUUUAUAUGACACAUGGAAGAUUUGUAAAACUGUCAAAUGCUGUAAAAUUGCAAAAAAGUUUAAACAUUUUAUUUAGUCCCAGUAAAACUUCUGUUAUGAUUGUCUAUGAUCACGUGCUAAUUACAGAAUGCCACAUUAUACUCUUACACACAACUGCUGAGAGGAGGGGUCCUUAUGUACAGUUUAUAAUGUAUUUAUUUAUAUAUAUGAAACAUAUGGAGAUAUAAUUUCUUAUUAUUAAA